GCUGAAGUGUUAACGACAUAAAUAGUUUUUACAUUCAUGUUCGCAAGAACCGUACUCCGUUGCAAAGGCAGUCCUACUUAUGGAAAUUGGCCUUGGCCCUCUAAGCUGCCCUUUCGAGAGAAGUGGUAUCACGACCUCAAUCUGGAGGAAAGCAUUAGCAGUGAAACCAGACGUUUUUAUGUUGUUGGGGACGUUCUUCUGAGUUGUGUCGUGGCCUUUGCAGCGUAUCGACUGUACCAUCUGGGUUAUCGUACAGACGCGUACCAAACACACUUGUGCCAUUUGAACAACUACCCUCCUGCUAUCAUAGCUAACGAAUUUAAUUUCGAAAAUCCAUCCACCAACCGAAGGGUCGAACGCAAGGACCUCGACACUUACCGCAACGAAGUUACUAAGCUCAAGGCCCGUGGUCAGAAUCUCGAAAGCAUUAUUUUCAAGUUUUAG
Phytomonas sp. EM1 is the source of this 444-nucleotide messenger RNA. The record is from the annotation of a GenBank genome assembly. Lineage: Eukaryota; Euglenozoa; Kinetoplastea; Trypanosomatida; Trypanosomatidae.